UGACGACCUUUUCCCUCCCUUAUCGACCUUGUUCACUCCCUGGAGAUCGUCACGUCUUGGCGACGAGACUUUUCACCCGUGACGACGGGUGCGAGCUCAACAGGCUGGGACCUAUUGAGAGCCAAUUGAAGCAUCACUACACCCCGAUCACUCAAGAUCGCUGAUCGAUAUCCACUGCAGCAUACCUCAACAUAGAGGCGUGUGUAGCACCUCAAAAUGCCAUUUCGCAGGAAGAACGCUCCUGCCGCUCAAAAUGACGAUGAAGAAGCAAAGGAUUUCGCGCGGAUUCUUUCGCGUUCAAAGUCUCAGGCUUUGAUCAGACAACCGCCUGCCAGCAUCUCUCCAUUACCUCCUCUCCGUCCGGCCUCCCCUCUCUUUCACAAGCAGGUCGACGGAUUCAUCACUCUGAACGAUCGGCCGGUGGUCGCCCCAAAACCACGACAGAAUCAUCAUCGUCGCUCGAGAUCCUUUUCCUCUCUCUCCCCAUCCAAGAUCAGCGUUCACGGUAUCCGAACACCUGAACCGUUCCCCAGUAUUGUCGCUGAUCGAGAUACAUCCUCAACUCUGUUUGACCAUCCUGUCAACCAGCCUUGGCGAAGUCAUGCCACUUGGAAAGCUCUUCAUUCACCGACGAUCAAGCCUUCCCCCCCGCCCAAGUCUCGUCGCCCUUAUGGAGACAGCGGCUGGAGAGGGAACGGCACGGGGGGAUUCUUUGCGGGCGGUAACACUGCCUUCCCCAAGCAAGCGACGGAUGAUUCAGGCAGAAUGACAUCUCGACCAACCGUCUUGGGGACUCCCGAGGCGGAAAUCCGAUUCAACUCUUUCGAGAUGGCGCCUGCGAUUCCACGCCGUCAGAGCAGCCUCCGAUCAUCAAGCCGAAGUUAUUCGCCUCUCUCCACUGUUUCUCCAACUCUAUCCUUCAACAAGUACGAUUCACCCGGAUCUUUCCACUCUGAAUCUGGUUCGUCCAACAGAGAUCCGGUUACUCCCGCUGUUUUAGCGUCGCGCCGGUCAUCCGAGCAUACCAUCACCUCUGAAGAGACGUGUCAGUCUCAGAUUGACACGCCAACCCUCGAUCGUCAUCAUCAGCCUUUCGAGAUACCCACAAUUGUCAAAGCACCCUCAACGCCCGUCCGAUCUGCCACGGAGCCCUCCUACCACGACCACCAUCAUCAGCACUAUCGUCAAGAGAGCGAUGGAGAAUCCUGUACUCUUUUACCUCCAUUGACACCUCGAUCCAUCCUCAAGCCUUCGUCGAGGUCCUUCUCCUUUGCCAAUGUCAAGUCUGCAGCGGACGACCAGAUGAGAGGUACGUUGCCUAUACCUUGGGGUAGACGUGGCACAUGUCCGAUCAUCACGCCGAGUGCUUCUCCCAUCCCCUCUCUUUCGGGUCAGAAUGACUCGACCGCUUCGACAACGGCACGACUUCGCUCACGAGCACCUCAACGACCUCUGCCUCGUCCACCUCCCGAUAACGUUCCUGAUAGUCCAGAGAACGAUAUCGUCCGCACAGAGCCUGUAGUCAUGGACUUCGAGGCCAGUUCCAGCAGACUCCGAGCGGCCAUGGACCAGAGAGCUAUGUACGAACCGGCGAUUUGCACUUCCGGGUUCUAUGGUCAAUGGACAUCGAGAUUCCGGGAUAGGAGUGGCAGCAAUGUGACGCAAAAGAGUUGCGACAGUGGCAUCUCUGAGCCAUCGCUUCGGGUCGUCACGCCUCGACAGGACAGUACAGAGUUUGCAUGUCUCGGCCAACCGAACCCAGCCAGGCGACAAAAUGGUGAUGGCGAACUUGCAAGUGGAGGUUUGUCGCCUAACAAGAGAGCAGGGAUCAUAGUAUUACCUGGAGUUGAAGGACCAGAUUUCGGAGCGAGAUCGCCAACUGAAUUUGGCGUUCGACUCAUUAAUCCUUCGCAUAGCUUGAGAAGCAUGAGUAGCAUCAAGAGUGUAGAGAGGGGAGGGUGGUUGUGAAGCAUAUGGUUGGCAUUUUUAUUUUGGACAUACAUCGAUAUGACGGGGGCGGCGCAUUCUUCUGCAUCAAACAUUGAGAUAUCAUCCGUGAUGACCAUACAUGCAUGGCGCCGAGCCAUUGCUCAUGCUUGAAGUGAAUACAAGGUUCGACGAUGACGCCUUACUGAUAC
Molecule: messenger RNA, 2138 nt
Organism: Kockovaella imperatae
Lineage: Eukaryota; Fungi; Basidiomycota; Tremellomycetes; Tremellales; Cuniculitremaceae
Exons: 2
Coding region: 217-1968 (583 amino acids)
Source: RefSeq, a predicted model, not a curated record